AUUUUUUUUACCUGAUUUUAAGUACAAUACAAUUGGAAAUGUAUGUUGAAAAUGCAAUUUAUAUUGCUAAAAUUUAAGUUACAAAUUAUGGUUUCGCUGCUUCCUGUCGACAACACAUUUAGAUAAAUAGCCCAAUAUCAAAGCAGUUUUAACCCGUCCAAAACAAUAAGCAUGCAGAAACAGUUCGUAAUAUUUCAAACCUAAACCGAAAAUGUAGUAUCAACACAUACAUAUGCAUCAACAGUAAAUUCAAUAAACUUUUUUUUUAAACGAGCAACAUAUAAACCAUACACACGCACGAAAAACCCUGUUGUUUUUACAAGUGGCAAGGGGAGAUUAGGUGAGAAUUCAGGCUGUAAACGCUGUUGAAACUACCACAAAAAAAAUGGAAACGAGAUUUUUACAUCACUGGAUCGAGAACAACCUACAGAAGACGGAGAGCUACAUUUUUAGUGCUGCGUUUCGAUUUUGGAGUCGCCAAAUCGGAAAGAGCAACACUUAUUUGUCAAUAACGCGACAUCACGUUGAAAUAAAUUGCGCGAGAGAGGGAAAUUAAGGUUCCGGGUCCUGCUUAAACGAGCACCGAAAAAAAAAAUUGGGAAUAAGGUGUAUAUCACUGGUUAGAGGACAAUUUGUAGAAUACCACUAGCUACAUUUUGAUUCAAGUGGGUUGCAAUCUGGGUUGUCCAUUGAUCGUUGAGAUACAGCUAUGGUCUGCAUUCCCUGCAUCGUCAUUCCCAUUCUCUUGUGGGUGUAUAAGAGGUUCCUUGAACCCAUCAUCUACCCCUUCAUGGGUCCAAUUAUAAGCCGAUUUUGGCCAACAAAAAAAGCUGUCCAGGAGAGUGUCACAGGAACGGGUGAUAUGAAAGCCAGUGAAAAGAGCAAUGGAUGCCCAGUGAUGAGCAAUGGAGCAUGCAAGACCGAAGUCAAUGGCCUGGUUGCUAAUGGGGCAGGUGCAAAUGGUUCAGCGACUGCAGCCUUUGACAAGAAGACUGACUGACAUUUCACACCUUAAGUUAUAUUUAUCACUGUGAAAGUGUUUUAAUACAAUAUGGAGAAAAACACUAAGUUAAUCAUUAUUUUAUUUAGUUGAGUAAUGUAGAAUCGUUUAAUGCUUGAUUUAACAUAGCAACACAAUUGACAUUUUCCAUAAUGCUCAUUACAAUUGCUUUGAGAGAUUGCAUUAUCAUUUCAGGAAUUGUCCAUAAUAUAUUUGCAGGAAUAGUGACAUUUUUGUGUUUCACUGUGAGAUUGGCUGUGAUAUUCACCUAUUCAUUCCUCCCACUGGAGCAGCAUCUGUUGUCAAAAUGUGAAAGCUGUUCUGUCUUUGUGGCUGUGUUAUCUAGUGGUUUCCUAGUUGCUAAAAUUCUACACUGUUCACUCAAUUUCAAUUUAUGUCAGAAAACGAGCACUGAAUGGUGUAGGGAAUCAUUGUACGAUCUAAAUCACUGUGAAUGAUAUUUUCGAUAACAAGAAAUAUUGUCGUUAUCGCUGUUUGAAGCUGGUGGACCAUAACUAAAAGUAACUUUGGUGCUAGUGGACCGAAACCUCAGAAUAUUUUGACAGCAGAUGACUGUCUGGCAGGAGAAAUCAAUAGGCAAAUAACACAAGAUGGGAGGGAACACUAUCAUUCCACUAUUAUUGUCAAAUAUAUUAUUGACAUUUUCUGAAAUUACAAUGGAAAUUAUUUUUUUCAAUCCUAUGUGUAGCACCUUUUAAUAGAUGAAUAGUAUUUCUGCCUUUGGUUUAUCGAGCUUGAAUCCCUGAUGUGUUUAUAACAUACAAUACCUAGUUCUGUAUAGUAUUUAAGUAUACAUUUUAUAAUUCUGAAAUAAAUUAGCAACAAUUAAAAAAAUUGUCAUCUUUCCUGUUUUAAAACUUUAUUUUUCUUUUACUUUGUGCAAUGUAGA
This is a messenger RNA of Oncorhynchus masou masou (cherry salmon), 1910 nucleotides long. RefSeq names its product UPF0729 protein C18orf32 homolog. Gene Ontology annotation, biological process: positive regulation of canonical NF-kappaB signal transduction. The coding region runs from base 710 to 1000 and encodes 96 amino acids. The transcript is spliced from 3 exons. The record is from RefSeq and is a predicted model, not a curated record. Lineage: Eukaryota; Metazoa; Chordata; Actinopteri; Salmoniformes; Salmonidae.